AUGCGUCUGUCGUGGUCCGUUCUUCUGGUCGGGGCAAUCGCUUCGUCGAUCCCACUCGUCUCUUCACAUGAAGUUCAUCUGAGCUACCUACCGGCCUCACAAUCCAUCCCCUCAGUGGACUCAUACCUGUCCGUGGAAUGGUCCAUGCAAGAUGGCAAAUUGUUCGCCAAUGGGGAUUUAGUCUUCCCCCCGAGCAUGUCAAUGCAGGUGCAUGCUCCCCGUUACGAAAGCGGACAGAAGACGCGCAUCGAGUCUGAAAUUCUCUACUACUCUCUGGAGGUCCGACCCCUCUCCAGCCAUGAAGUUGGCGCCCCACAUGGCAUCGUGAGAGUCGAUGUCGAAUUUUUGGACCGUGAGGGUCAAUCCGUCACUCCGAAUACGGUCGUGUUGGAUCUGCUGGAUCAUCCGGAUGGCAACCCUCGCAUUACCAAGAUUCGGAUUGAACCGGGGAAAUCGCAAGAAGACCAGAGUGAACAAAAGUGGCAGAUGAAAUUCUGGAAGAGUGAAAUGGGUGCCCUUUUCAAGCAUACCGAGACGAAAGAGACGAAAGAGACGAAAGAGACCAAGCCUUCGAAAAUCGAGUCUACCAUUUCUGCCACCAAGUCUGAUAUCGCCCAGCCCCAAACCAGCAGCGCGGUGGAGUCGACUGUUGGAUACAUCUUUUCACCUUACUUUGCGCCCUCGUCUUACUCUCAUCGAACAAAUCGUCACUCGCAUGGCCGUCAUGACCACACCUUUAUGCGCCUGAUGCGACCCGUGGUCCUCCCCGCUUUGCUCGGGGCUGUGGCUGGCUUACUCGCUUGUCUGCUUGGCUUCCUCGUUGGACACGUCAUUAUGUCCGUAUCCUACCGGUUAGGACUACGCAAAAAUCCCCGCCAUCACCGGACAACCCACGUUGAAGAUGGGAUUGUAUCUGAAAAGGCCGGUCUGUUACCCGCGAUCUAUGUGACAGAGUCCGAGGUCUAG
Molecule: messenger RNA, 966 nt
Organism: Penicillium longicatenatum
Lineage: Eukaryota; Fungi; Ascomycota; Eurotiomycetes; Eurotiales; Aspergillaceae
Exons: 2
Coding region: 1-966 (321 amino acids)
Source: RefSeq, a predicted model, not a curated record